AUGUGCCGCUACUACGCCCACCUCCACUCUUGCAAGCACACCUCGCUCGCCUUCGCCGCCUUCUGCAACCCGGCAUCCCUGAUCCAGAACCCGUGCGGCGUGCGGCACAUCUGGCAGACCAUCCGGCUCGACGAGCUCUGCGAGGACUGCAGGGAGGCGAUGAAGAAAGCGGCAUAA
Messenger RNA from Chaetomium strumarium, 177 nucleotides. RefSeq lists its product as uncharacterized. The record is from RefSeq and is a predicted model, not a curated record. NCBI's taxonomy places the organism in Eukaryota, Fungi, Ascomycota, Sordariomycetes, Sordariales, Chaetomiaceae. The transcript has 2 exons. Bases 1 to 177 code for a protein of 58 amino acids.